Molecule: messenger RNA, 984 nt
Organism: Alternaria ventricosa
Lineage: Eukaryota; Fungi; Ascomycota; Dothideomycetes; Pleosporales; Pleosporaceae
Exons: 5
Coding region: 1-984 (327 amino acids)
Source: RefSeq, a predicted model, not a curated record
AUGGCUAACGGCGUUGCUCCAGAGGCUGUAAUUCCCAUCGAAGCUACUCUCAUGGCCUUGGCCAUAUUCUUGGCUUCUGGUCGACUGGUUCCCCGCCUUUUACAACGACAGUAUCCUACUGUUAGUGACAGUCUCUUGAUAGCGUCUAUCCUGGACGCUGUUGGCCUUUUCGUCACCGACUACCUGACGUACAUAUGGGGUGGCAUGACGGAUGAUGCAGAGGCAUCGACAGCUCGUGUGAUCGCGCUCAAGAAGGUGCAAUUCGCCGGCAAUGCAUUCUACGACACUGGCAUCUACUGGCCAAAGUUGGCAAUCCUCGCGCUAUACUUUAGGCUCAUCCCUCCGACGAUGCCGUGGUUGCGAAAAGCACUUUACGCAGUUUCUUCGAAUUGGUCCCCUGAUGAGGCAGCCUGUAAUACCUUCAGCUCCAAGGAGGUUUUCAGGAUCGACUGGAGCCUUAAUGUCACCUCCGACGUGUUCAUCUUCGCGUUACCAUUCCCCCUACUUCGUUCACUACAGCUCCGUCGUCGCCAGAUCUGGGGUCUUGUAGCGACAUUUUCACUUGGUAUCGUCACGAUAGCAAUGAGUGUGCUUCGGUUCGCAACGAUAGAGGUCAUAUAUGCCUGGACCAACGUCUACGUCCUUUCCAUGACCGAAAUGGCUGUCGCCAUCAUGGUAGUCUCCCUACCGUCAAUGAGAUCCUUCCUACGACGCGGCAGCCUCUUCUCCUCGAACAAGAAAUCGCACUCUUCUGGAUCUCGUACAUAUGGACACCAAACACCAGCAUCCGGGUCGCACAACUUUUUGCGUCCUUCCAGAAGAGGCAAGCACACCGCCCGCGUGCAUACAGAUGAAGACUCGGGCAGCGAAGUAGAGCUGAACACCAUGUCAAGGAAAGAUGUCAUCUACGAGACGCGCCGCGUUAGCGUGCAGUUUUCAAAGUCGCCUGAUGAGGAACACGAGAUUCCUGCCAAGUACCCAUGA